Molecule: messenger RNA, 420 nt
Organism: Durio zibethinus
Lineage: Eukaryota; Viridiplantae; Streptophyta; Magnoliopsida; Malvales; Malvaceae
Product: auxin-responsive protein SAUR27-like
Biological process (GO): response to auxin
Source: RefSeq, a predicted model, not a curated record
AUGGGGAAUGGCAAAGGGUUAGAGGACAAGAAAGUACGGCAAAUUUACCUUAUAUCUUGGUCGGCCGAGGCUUACAGAAGAUUAAUCAAGACUUUAGAAGGUUUUGAUAUCAUGGGAGUAAGAGCUAGUAAGCUGAACAGAUUGAUUGGAACUGGAAGGGUUAAGUGGUUCAGGGUUCCUACUUCGACCCCGAAAGGUUAUGUUCCAGUAAGCGUAGGGGUCAACGAUGAUACAAGGCGGUUUAUCGUGCAUACAACAACACUACGUGACGCAGAUUUCUUGGAGAUGCUAUGUAAAUCAGCUGAAGAAUAUGGUUUCCAUGGUGAAGGCAUUUUGAGGAUUCCUUGCAAUGCAAAGGAUUUCGAGGAGUGGAUUAUGACGAGGGCUAAACGAAAGAUUGUUCGUGUUCGUGUUCAUUGA